This is a messenger RNA of Linum trigynum, 915 nucleotides long. The record is from the annotation of a GenBank genome assembly. NCBI's taxonomy places the organism in Eukaryota, Viridiplantae, Streptophyta, Magnoliopsida, Malpighiales, Linaceae.
UUUUCUCUAGUUAGGCCUGAAAUUCCGUCUCUUGUCUGGAGAUUUUCUCCUCUCCGUCUCUCCCAAUCUCGUUCGAGAGAGAGGGAGAGGAAAAUCUUGACACAGAGACAAAAAAUUUCAUUGUUGUUAUCGUUCUUCCUAGUGUUGUAACCCUAAAAUUUCAAUUACUUUAUUGGAGGGAUAAUAUGAAUUGAAGGUCAAAGAAUAAAGAUCCAACUCAUUUCAAAUUCAAAUAUGGUUGGAACCAUGGAUGAGAAGCAAGGAGGAAAACCGAGCAGGUUUGGAACGGACCGGUUGCCACCACCCCCAAGACCACCACCGUCCGCACGUCUCCCACCGCCACCCGGCCACCACCAUGCGAGGCGACUAGCGGCGGUGGCCCCUCCUCAUCCGACGAGGCAACGCGAUGGCAAUGCCUUGAAGGUAUGGUGGAAUUCACCGGAUGCCAAGAGGAAGAAGAGGGUGGCGCGGUACAAGCUUUAUGCCAUGGAAGGGAAGGUGAAGUCGUCCUUAAAGAAGAGUUGUCGUUGGGUCAAGCAAACUUGCUCCAGAAUCAUCCAUGGUUGUUGAUAAUGAUCAGUUUAUUAUUUUUUCACCGAUUCAACGUGGUUAUUUGCACUACGUAUAUAAUCAUAUUUUUCUGUCCAUAAAUCUGUUUGGCAAAAUUAGUAAAACAAUGAAGAGAGGAAACAUAGAUGGAUCAAUGUGCAUAUGUUGUAUCUCCGAUUUAUCAGGUAAUGAUAAUAUAUAUGCACUUUGGACUAUAACGGAUCACGAUUUCUAACCAUCACACAUAGUGUUGUUUUAUAUGUGAUUUCAAUUUACAAUGUGACAUGUAUAAGUUAUAACGAGGAUGGACAUACAACUUUUUUCACAAUAGACCAAACAAUAUUUGGAUAAAUUUUAUAUUGGAUA